Messenger RNA from Cryptococcus wingfieldii CBS 7118, 387 nucleotides. RefSeq lists its product as hypothetical. NCBI's taxonomy places the organism in Eukaryota, Fungi, Basidiomycota, Tremellomycetes, Tremellales, Cryptococcaceae. The record is from RefSeq and is a predicted model, not a curated record. Bases 1 to 387 code for a protein of 128 amino acids. The transcript has 2 exons.
AUGAGCGGGUCGGACUAUUGGCAGAAUAUGCCCCAAGAUGGUGCGGACGAUGCCUGUGUCAACCCGUCGGACUUGAGCCUCGAGCCAGCUCUUGAUACUGAUGGGGAAGCCCCGGAGAUCGACUUAGAGGCAAGCAAGCAGCAGAGCACACCUUACGCGAGUCUGUGUGCAAGUCACCCCGGUGAAUCCAACUUGCCGAGAGACAACCCCUUUGCUCAGCGGACUGGUAAAGGAUGGCUGAAGAGUCACUGCGGCCGCUCCCAGACAUGUGUCUCGAGCCUCAUCGAAGCCGGUGACCUGGAUGAGACCGAUCAGGAGAUCAUUGAUGAUGUACGCGGCCAGAUGGUUGACGAAAGGAAAAGGAAGGCUGGUCAUAAGCGCAGAUAG